AUGAGCUCCGCUGCAAAUCCUUCUCUUCCCACUUCGAUACAACCUUUUCGUUUGCCGCAAGCUUCGCUGGAGAGGCGGGAUCCGCACAGCGAAAGCACCGGCAGCGUGUCGGUGAACUCGCCCGAGAAAAAAAAGAAAAAAAGAAGAAAGAUGUCCACAUCUGAAGCUGGCCCUUCGCAAAGUAAACAAGGAGAAGCCAGGUGGCCUCCAGAGAAUGAGGCUCGGUUCAUAUCGUUGAUGUUGGACCAAGUUAUCCUGGGGAAGUGCAUCGGGCAGAAGUUCAAACAAUGCAAUUGGAUGGAGAUCCAAGAAAAACUGAACGAUAUAUGUGGUCCUGAGUAUUAUUACGAGAUAACACAAAUGACGAGUAAACAUGAUCGAUUAAAGCAGCAUUGGCGUCGGUUCUACAAUAUGCUUAAUAAAGAUACGGGAUUCGGAUGGGAAUCUUCCACUGGGAAGAUCACAGGCGGUGACGAACUUUGGGCCCAGUGGAUCACGGUUAGUGUACUUGUUCCAUUUAUUUUCCCAGUUUUUAAGGUUAAGUGUGCUUUAUGA
Striga asiatica is the source of this 555-nucleotide messenger RNA. The record is from the annotation of a GenBank genome assembly. NCBI's taxonomy places the organism in Eukaryota, Viridiplantae, Streptophyta, Magnoliopsida, Lamiales, Orobanchaceae.